Messenger RNA from Sinocyclocheilus grahami, 414 nucleotides. Its product is annotated as rho-associated protein kinase 2-like. Gene Ontology annotation, biological process: Rho protein signal transduction; actomyosin structure organization; regulation of cell junction assembly. Bases 1 to 414 code for a protein of 137 amino acids. Lineage: Eukaryota; Metazoa; Chordata; Actinopteri; Cypriniformes; Cyprinidae. Gene Ontology annotation, molecular function: Rho-dependent protein serine/threonine kinase activity. The record is from RefSeq and is a predicted model, not a curated record. The transcript is spliced from 3 exons. Gene Ontology annotation, cellular component: centrosome; cytoplasm; cytoskeleton.
AUGCAGUGGACAGAGCUUGUUUUGAAUCUGAAACAUUCUUUAAGUAAACUUUUCCAUGUGCGUUCAGUAACCCAGACGGAUGUCUAUCGCGCUGACGCCAAAGAGAUCCCCAGAAUAUUCCAGAUCUUGUACGCUAAUGAGGGUGAGAGCAAGAAAGAGCAAGAACUGGAACCUCUUCCUGGAGACAAGUCCAGCUACAUUUGCCAUAAGGGUCAUGAGUUCAUUCAUACCCUGUACCACUUCCCCACUAACUGUGAAGCCUGUACCAAACCCCUGUGGAACAUGUUCAAACCACCUCCAGCUCUCGAAUGCAGACGAUGCCACAUCAAGUGCCACAAAGACCACAUGGACAAGAAAGAGGAAGUCAUCGCUCCCUGCAGAGGUGAGAAAGGGCUCUCUUCUUUACUACCUUAA